AUGGCCGACCAGUUUGAUGACCGCACAUUCUGCUGGGAGUGUUAUUGGCCAAAUCUAGACGCAGACGGCAACACGACACUGGCGCCUGGUUGUGUUGAUUCGAGUUGCUGGAACCAGGGCGAUUUUUCUCACCAACCACUCGAUAUAUGUGGUACGGGCACAGAAUGCUGCGACGAUGAUAAGUGCUCUCCCGGUUGUGCCACCAUAUGUGACGGAUUUGUGGACUGUGAUAAAUCAACCGCCUGCUCCGAACCACCGUGCAACGACAUGAAUUGCAAUGAACAGUCAACCGCCUGCUUCGAUAUAAAUUGCGUUAACGAAAGCGAACAGUCUCUCAGAUGCAUCGAGCAGAAUCAUUUCUUUAGCCAGGGAGUACCGCUUAGCUGGGGGUGCCUGGACUUGCAAAACGCCGCUGCUACUACCACCAACGUCGCUGUUAACGAGGCGUCUCUACAAGACUGCAAUAUGGACAGUGAUAAGUUCCGCCCGCAUUUACAUUUUCACUCCGUUGGACCCUUAAACUCAUUAGAUUUAAAUCCUGUCUCCAAAGAGAUGGGUAACGGAAGCAUCGAUCCUUAUUGCUGCUAUACGAAACACUCCCGUCCUGUCGUCGGUCCGCCAUGCUCGACUCAUGCAGCGAGUAUAUGGCCGAUUACCAACGCGACAGCUGAGUGCAACAAUAACCUAAAUAGUCAAAAUAAUACCCAAAAUUGUUACCUCAAUCACUUCACGCCAAGAACAAAUAUUGAUAAGUCUUUCGAUAUUGUUCAGUGGUCUGCUGGGACAAUACAGCAAGACCAGGCAGAUCAAUCGCUUCACUCACAAGCUAGCAGUGCAAGCUUCAUACCUGAUGCUAUCACUAACACCUCCACCAUUUCCACACGUUCUACCCCAAAUUUAAGCCUGGAUUCAAGCCCCCUGACUUGCCUGACAAGCCGAGAAGUUAGCAUACAGUCCGUUGGCUACGUCAGUGACGAGUUGCAUAUAUGCAAAUGGCUUCCAAAUGGCGAUUCAGGACUUAUAUGCGGCAUCACAUUCCCUGAUGCCAAAUCUCUUCAAGAACACCUUGUACAAGAACACGCCAACCAGACCGAAGGGGCAAAAGGGGGUGGCUAUUAUUGCUGCUGGGAAGGUUGCCACCGACCACAUGAGCCCUUUUCGCAAAAAUCAAAGCUCCAGGGCCAUUAUCUUACACAUAGUAACUAUAAAAACUUCCAGUGUUCGAUAUGUGGGAAAUCAUUUGCACGACAAGCGACCUUAGAAAGACAUGAACGAAGUCAUCGAGGAGAUAAACCUUAUAAAUGCAAGAUAUGCGGGAAAGCUUUUACUGACAGCAGUGAACUUAAAACCCACAGGAGAAUCCAUACUGGAGAGAAGCCUUUCAAAUGCAAGCACCCUGGUUGCAAUUUCGAAACUGGCGAUUCCUCUAAUAUGUCGAGUCAUAAAUUAACACAUGGCGAGCGACGACAUAAAUGCCCUUUCCCCGGGUGCUCCAAAAGUUUCACACGGCCAGGUAUUUACCACAAUCAGCUAUUCCUAUCCACCAGUUAA
This is a messenger RNA of Microsporum canis CBS 113480, 1551 nucleotides long. RefSeq names its product zinc-responsiveness transcriptional activator. The coding region runs from base 1 to 1551 and encodes 516 amino acids. Lineage: Eukaryota; Fungi; Ascomycota; Eurotiomycetes; Onygenales; Arthrodermataceae. Gene Ontology annotation, molecular function: RNA polymerase II cis-regulatory region sequence-specific DNA binding; DNA-binding transcription factor activity, RNA polymerase II-specific. The record is from RefSeq and is a predicted model, not a curated record. Gene Ontology annotation, biological process: regulation of transcription by RNA polymerase II. The transcript has 6 exons. Gene Ontology annotation, cellular component: nucleus.